GUUGUCACUUCCUUAUCGCCGUUGUGUUCAGUUGUGAUUGGAAGUGGAAAUCACCGAGCUGCCUGCAAAGUAAUGGGGACAUAAGUGCCCUGAUUUUUUGCUUCCACCUUCUGAACGGCCUCCUAAGCUCGUGUUUUCUCGUGUGUCCUGGGAAGUCAGAGCACAGGCUGCAAGACACGAAGCGAAGCGAGGAGAAGGCAAGCUAGCUUUGUAGCUAGGCGCUUUGACCGGUGGUCUGUCAGUGACUGCAGGGAAACUUAUGGAAAAUGGAUUUCCUCUGUGAAAUAGUUCAAGCCUUGGUCGCAUUAGCAGCUCUAGGUUUGAUUGUGGUGUUGAUUGUAGCACACGUCACUGCCGGGAUGGUGAACCUGACACGCCACGAGAAGGAGAAAUAUUUCCUGACGGCCUCUGGAGAGAAGGAGCUGUUCCCCAGCCUGCACGAUCCUCAUUCCAGGGAGCUCUCUGUGGUGAUCCCGGCCUACAAUGAGGAGUUCCGAAUGCCUGUGAUGCUGGAUGAAGCUAUGGAGUACUUAGAAAACAGACAGAAACAAAAGCCUUCCUUUACCUAUGAGGUCAUUGUGGUUGACGAUGGCAGCAAAGACAAAACCACAGAGGUUGCUUUGCGGUACACUAGAAAGUAUGGUGCAGAUAAAGUGCGGGUCCUGACGCUGGUGAAGAACAGGGGGAAAGGAGGAGCUGUGCAGAUGGGAACUCUGAGCUCCAGAGGUAAAAUCAUUCUGAUGGCUGAUGCUGACGGAGCCACAAAGUUUUCUGACCUUGACAAAGUGGAGGCUGGACUUAGAGACCUCAGCCCUAAACUGGAGGACAUGGCAAUUUCCUGUGGUUCCAGAGCUCAUCUGGAGAAAGAGUCUGUAGCUCAGCGAUCUAUGUUUCGUACAUUCCUUAUGUAUGGCUUUCACUUCCUGGUGUGGUUCUUUUGUGUGAGAGGGAUCAAGGACACGCAGUGCGGCUUCAAGCUUUUCACACGUGAGGCUGCACUCAAGACCUUCUCUUCUCUCCACGUAGAGCGAUGGGCUUUUGAUGUGGAGCUCCUGUAUAUCGCCCAGUGCUUUAAAAUCCCCAUAGCAGAGGUGGCAGUCAACUGGACUGAAAUAGAAGGGUCCAAGCUGGUCCCGUUUUGGAGCUGGCUGCAGAUGGGACGAGACCUGAUUUUCAUUCGCCUGCGCUACAUCACCGGUGCCUGGAAACUGCAGUCACCAGAAAAGACUGACUAGCCAAUCAGACAGGCCCUGGUAUCGUAGAGACAGCCUAUGAUAGGGCCAUCAGACCUUUUGAAUGAGGUGGGAUUAACAACUGUGUCCAUCAUUCACUGUAAUCAACAGCAAAGAACAAAGUACAGUAAGCCACAUUCUUUACCUUUCCAAACUGCACUGGAGGUGAAGUAAUGACACAGUUGUGGGUUCCUCACGGUCCUGCCUUUUCUUUUUUUAUUGGGAUACUGGCUUGUGAUGGCCACUGUUACACGCACAUUUCUGUUGCUACGGGUGACAGAAUGUCUGUAUGACUGAUCAGUGUACUAAGUUACUUAAUGUUCAUUUUGUGGCCAAUCAGUUGUAAGCGAGAAAGACGUGUAAGAAAUGUGGAGGAUGUGAUGAUCUGUGUCAUGAUUCUGACAGGUAGACUCAAUGCUGUUUUAUGAGAUUUUCAAAAGGGAGGGAUUACACUUUUGAGGAAACAUGGCCGUGGGUUAAUGGGCUGGAUGACUUGAACCAAAAUAAAAAAACAAAUG
Messenger RNA from Toxotes jaculatrix (banded archerfish), 1750 nucleotides. It is a transcript of the gene alg5, whose product is annotated as ALG5 dolichyl-phosphate beta-glucosyltransferase. The coding region runs from base 267 to 1235 and encodes 322 amino acids. Lineage: Eukaryota; Metazoa; Chordata; Actinopteri; Toxotidae. Gene Ontology annotation, cellular component: endoplasmic reticulum membrane. The transcript has 10 exons. The record is from RefSeq and is a predicted model, not a curated record.